Messenger RNA from Candoia aspera, 3073 nucleotides. RefSeq names its product retinol dehydrogenase 14 (gene RDH14). Bases 66 to 1061 code for a protein of 331 amino acids. The transcript is spliced from 2 exons. Lineage: Eukaryota; Metazoa; Chordata; Lepidosauria; Squamata; Candoiidae. The record is from RefSeq and is a predicted model, not a curated record.
ACUCCGGGUGAUCCCUCAGUCGGCCCAGCUCGCGCCCAAUCCCGUCCAGCCUGGGGCUCUAGGCGAUGGCCGCGGCUGGGAUCCUCCUGGCCGCCGCUCUGGGGGGGGGGCUGCUUUUCAUCGCGCGGUGCUUCCGUUCCGUGGCCGGAAAAAUUGCGCUGAAGAUGCCCGCCGGCGGCCCGAUGGAGGGCAAGACUGCGAUCAUCACCGGAGCUAACAGCGGCUUGGGGCGGGCCACGGCGGCCGAGCUGCUACGGCAAGGCGCGAGGGUCAUCAUGGCCUGCCGGGACUCCGGCCGCGCGGAGGAGGCUGCCCGAGAGCUCCGUGCCGAGCUGGGCCUCUGCUCGCGCGGGGGGGGCGAGUGCCGCGGGGAGCUGGUGGUGCGUGAGCUCGACCUGGCUUCGCUCCGCUCCGUGCGCAGCUUCUGCCAGCAGGUGCUACAGGAAGAGCCGAGGCUGGAUGUCCUGAUCAACAAUGCUGGGAUAUUCCAGUGUCCUUAUAUGAAGACAGAGGAUGGUUUUGAGAUGCAGUUUGGUGUCAAUCACUUAGGUCACUUUUUGCUCACAAAUCUUCUCCUUGGUCUUCUAAAAAGUUCUGCUCCCAGCAGGAUUGUAGUAGUGUCCUCCAAGCUUUACAAAUAUGGAGAAAUCAACUUUGAUGACUUAAACAGUGAGCUAUGUUACAACAGAAGCUUUGCCUAUAGUCGAAGUAAACUGGCCAACAUAAUGUUUACAAGGGAGUUAGCCCGACGCCUAGAAAACACAGGUGUCACUGUGAAUGUAUUACAUCCUGGUAUUGUCAGAACAAAUCUAGGUAGGUACAUCCAUAUUCCUUUAUUAGCCAAGCCCCUUUUCAAUUUGGUAUCUUGGGCAUUCUUCAAAUCUCCGUCAGAAGGAGCCCAGACUUCUGUUUAUCUGGCAUCUUCUCCAGAAGUAGAGGGUGUAUCUGGGAAAUAUUUUGGAGACUGUAAGGAGGAGCAAUUGUUGCCCAAGGCCAUGGAUGACUUGGUUGCAAGAAAACUGUGGGAUAUCAGUGAGGUGAUGGUUGGGUUAUUAAAAUAAUCAAGGAGAAGCACUUUACUGAAAUAAUGGAAAAGGCUAUUUUUGAGACUUUCUGCCUCCCCCCCCCCCCCCGCCGUACUUCAUUCCCUUGGUCUUUCAAGUUGAGACACUUGGGGAUUCAGAGCAAUCUAUGGCGAAUCUUGAUUCUUUCCACUCUGUUUUUUUAAAAACAAAAAUCUCAAUAUAAAGGAAAUUAAUAUUUAAGGAAAAGAGUUAGAGUUUAAGAAAAAUGUUAAUAUAUUUUGAGAGAGAUGUACAAUUCCAUGAAAAUUUAAAAAAAAGGAAGAAAGGCUAUUUUUGAAAUGUGUGCUGAGAGUUCAGUGCUUCAUAUCUGAAUUAGCUGUGCAUGGUGCUAUAUUUGUGUUGCAGCAUUGUUCUAUUAAAGAAAAAACAAAAGAGAGAGACCUAUUUUUUAUGUCUCAUUCAGUGUGGCAUAUAUUUCUUCUUUAGUUAGGAAGCCUAGUCAAAAACUGUAAAGGGAAAAUCUGGCUUGUGAUACCCCAUGCCAGCCUUUCUGAUCUGCCAUGAGAGUCUUGUAGUGCUCUGUGGUUGCAUAAUGGUUAAUUUUACAUUGUCUACAUAGCAUUUCAUCUUGUACUUCUCUCCCUGAAUCUUAUUCCCAAGUAUUUGUUUGUCUAGCUGAAUCCUGUCCUCUAAAACUUCUAAAGCCAUUACAAAUAAAGAGAGAGGAAAGUGGGCACCCUUCCCCGGUGCCUUUGCUUAUUGGAAAACUUGUGGAGAGUGUUCCAUUUGUUGUGAUCUUUGCCAUUGAUAUAUGCUCUCCAUCCAGGUUUUAAAUUCUUCUCCUGGAUUCACUUUGUUUAAAACUGCUAAUAAGAAAGGCCACUCCAAGAGUUAAAGCUGUUUCUGCAUCUAAAAAAUACUAUUGCUGCCUUCUUUUUUGUUGAGGGUGUAUCCUGGUGCAUUUAUUAUAAAUCCUGUGUUGUCCUUCAUUUUCCUCUUGGGAAUAUAACCUGUUUGGUCUAUAUGGCAUUAUUUCAGAAAUACACUUCCUCAAGCAUUCAGCUAGUAUUGUAGAUGCCAUGCUCUCCUGAUCUACAAAUGCCAGAAUCCCCAAGCAGUCCGGGACAGAACACAUUGGGUAAAUUCUUGAAACUGGGUUAAAGCCUUAAAAAUAUUCAGAAUACAAAUCCACCCAGCCCUCCUGCCUACUUACUAAGAUUGAACUGUUUUUCCAGAAUCAGUGAGCCAUAAGGUAGCCAACUGCUACCUGUUGACAAGUCUAUUAGCCUAAGUAGUGUUGUAUGUAAGUAACUUUUACUAAAGUCUAUGGAAACUGUUUUCCUUUUUUUUUUAUCUUUUCAUUCUUUUAGUUUUCUCUUUAUUUUCCUUUCCUUUUUUAAAAAAAAUUAGGAUACUUAUCACUUGGGUCUGGUGUCUUCAGAAUAAUUUUGAGUAAUAUAUAGUAAUAAAAUAUGAAUGGGACUUUCACAUGAAACUAGAAAUUAGAAUUUAGUCCAAAUGCAUUUAAUCAUCAAAUGUCAGCAAUGCAUAAAUAAUUAUGCAGAAACUACCUUUCAUAAACCACAAGGACUGCCACCUAAUGCAUAAAUGUAAAAGUGGACUGUUAAAAGUAAUUGGAGGAAGUGGCUGUGGACUGUGGUUGGAGCUGGCCUAUCUCCAUUUGGCAGAUCUAUUAAGUACUGCUGCAGUGAAACUGAAUGUAUUCCAAAGAUUAAAUCUCAAAAGGUGUGGCACUGGGCAUGAUUGAUUCCUAGGUCCUUAUCCUAGUAUGCAGCCUGUCUUCCACAGUAACUGAAGUGAUAAAUUGUUUUCUGUAUAAAUGAAUUGGUUUAAGGGAACAGGGAUGAAAUACAUGCACACACUCGCACAUACAAAACACACAUAUAUGCACAAGCACAUCCUUCACAAUAUAGUUAAACUAGUAUUGAAUUGCAUCAGCUAAAAAGUCUUCAUAUAGAUUCUCUGCCAUGCAGAGUCAUUAAAAUUUCACAUAUUUCAUUUUUACUUUAAUUACGUACUAUGUACAU